AUGAAGGCCGCCGCCGCGACCGUGACGGCGCUGCUGUCCGCGUCUGCCACCGCGCAGUACGUGCUCAUGGACUUUGAAAAGAGGCCGCACAGCAACCUGCAGCGUCGAGCCUCGAGCGUUGAAUCCGACAUCUCCAACCUCAGACAGGACGGAGGGUACUUUAUUGAUGUCACCGUUGGCACUCCCGGCCAAAAAUUCUCUCUCCAGCUCGACACUGGCAGUAGUGAUGUAUGGGUACCUUCGAGCGGAUCAUCGGCCUGCCAGGCCAAGAGUGACAAAAUCACCCGACCCGGUGAGAGUGACGGCUGCUCCAAGGGCUCCUUCACCUCCAGCAAAUCGAGCACCUUCCAACCUUUCGAUGAAGGCACUUUUCAGAUUCAAUACGUCGACAAGAGCAGUGCAAAGGGCUCAUACUUUCUCGACUCCUUCGAGCUUGGCGGUGUUACCAUCAAGAACCUGACCAUGGGCCUCGCCGAAGAGACGGAUAUCCCCUUCGGCCUGGUUGGCAUUGGCUACAAGGGCAACGAGGCCUCUCUCCAGACGGUGAGAGACACGUACCCCAAUCUGCCCAUUGCUAUGCAGACCUCUGGCAACAUCAAGACGGUUGCCUACAGCCUCUGGCUCAACGAUCUGGACGCGAGCAAGGGAAACCUGCUUUUCGGCGCCAUUGACACCGAAAAAUACCAAGGCGACUUGGCCCGCCUCGACCUUUUGCCCAGCGGCGGCACAACUGGCCAGGUUGUCGAGUUCAACGUGCCCUUGACCUCCGUCGGUGGCUACAGCUCGUCUGGCUCCGAUUCCUUCUCCUCUUCUAGCUUCCCGAUCACCGCCCUUCUCGAUUCUGGCACCACCCUCUCAUACCUCCCCACGGACAUCACCAAUCAGAUCUGGAACGAAGUCGGUGCCGCCUAUUCCCAAGACCUCGGAGUCGCCGUUGUGCCCUGCACUUACUCUACUAGCAAGGCCUACUUGUCAUUUGGCUUUGGUGGCAGCCAGGGACCUCGCAUCAACGUCACCAUGGACGAGCUUGUGCUGGAGCAGGCUGGGGUCACCAUCUCCACUGGCAGACACAAAAGUACUCCUGGUUGUACGUUUGGCAUCCAGGCCCAGCCCGCCAGCAGUGACGGUUCCGCAAGCUCCUACCUCCUCGGCGACAGCUUCUUACGCUCCGCCUACGUCGUUUACGACCUGGAGAACAACCAAGUCGCCAUUGCCCCGACCAAGUUCAACGCAAGCGCCUCCAACGUCGUUCCCUUCCCCUCCAAGGGCGCCACCAUUCCCUCGUCUACCCCCGUGGCGGGCGCUAACACCACUACGAGCGGCAGCGGCAGCAGUGGAACCCCUGGCUACGAUGCCUCAUCUGGCUUCCAGAGCGAGAGCGGCGAGAGCGGCGCUACCGCCAUUGGCCUCUCUGCUCUCGGGCUGGUCGCCGUGUCCAUGUCAACCUUUUUCGCCGUUCUUGCAAGUGCCAUCUAG
Messenger RNA from Akanthomyces muscarius, 1476 nucleotides. RefSeq lists its product as uncharacterized. Gene Ontology annotation, biological process: proteolysis. Gene Ontology annotation, molecular function: aspartic-type endopeptidase activity. The transcript is spliced from 2 exons. The record is from RefSeq and is a predicted model, not a curated record. Lineage: Eukaryota; Fungi; Ascomycota; Sordariomycetes; Hypocreales; Cordycipitaceae. Bases 1 to 1476 code for a protein of 491 amino acids.